GGGUGGGGGGUGGGGGGGUGUCGGUGCGAGGAAGAUGAGGAAGAUGCAGACUCUCCUUGGGUUUAUGCAUUGCUGCUGCUGCUGCUGCUGCUUCUUGCUGCUCCUGCCUCCGCCGCUCUGGGUCAGCCUGGCAGCGGCCAAGCAGCUUCUGAGGUACCGGCUGGCUGAGGAGGGACCCGCCGACAUCCGCAUCGGCAACGUGGCUUCCGACCUGGGAAUCGUGACGGGCUCCGGAGAGGUGACAUUCAGCCUGGAAUCGGGCUCCGACUAUCUCAAGAUCGAUAACAUGACCGGAGAGCUGAGCACCACGGAGCGGCGCAUCGACCGCGAGAAGCUGCCGCAGUGCCAGAUGAUCUUCGACGAGAACGAGUGCUUCCUGGACUUCGAGGUGUCGGUCAUCGGCCCCUCGCAGAGCUGGGUGGACCUCUUCGAGGGCCGGGUCAUCAUCCUGGACAUCAACGACAACACCCCCACUUUCCCGUCCCCCGUCCUCACGCUGACCGUGGAGGAGAACCGCCCCGUGGGGACCCUCUACUUGCUUCCCACCGCAACUGACCGGGACUUCGGCCGCAACGGCAUCGAGCGCUACGAGCUGCUGCAGGAGCCCGGAGGGGACGGCGCCCGGCGCGGCGGAGCGGGCAGCGCGGCUUCGGCCGCCUCCGAGAGCGCCCUCUACCCUGGCGGCAGCAAACGGCGGCAGGAGGGCGACGCGGCGGCCCGCAGCAGCGUCUUCGAGCUGCAGGUGGCCGACACCCUCGACGGGGAGAAGCAGCCGCAGCUGAUCGUCAAGGGGGCGCUGGAUCGCGAGCAGCGGGACUCCUACGAGCUCAGCCUCCGCGUGCGGGACGGCGGGGACCCGGCGCGGUCCUCGCAGGCUAUCCUGAGGGUGCUCAUCACCGACGUGAAUGACAACAGCCCUCGCUUCGAGAAGAGCAUCUACGAAGCAGACCUGGCGGAGAACAGCAGCCCCGGGACCCCCAUCCUGCAGCUGCGAGCCACCGACCUGGACGUGGGGGUGAACGGGCAGAUCGAGUAUGUCUUUGGGGCGGCCACCGAGUCUGUCAGGCGCCUGCUGCGGCUGGAUGAGAACUCGGGAUGGCUCAGCGUCUUGCACCGCAUUGACCGAGAGGAAGUGAACCAGCUUCGCUUCACUGUCAUGGCCCGAGAUCGGGGCCAGCCCCCUAAGACAGACAAGGCCACAGUCGUGCUAAACAUCCGUGAUGAGAACGACAACGUGCCCACCAUCGAUAUCCGGAAAAUCGGGCGCAUCCCACUCCGGGAUGGGGUGGCUAGCGUGGCCGAGGAUGUGCUGGUGGAUACCCCCAUUGCCCUGGUGCAAGUAUCAGACCGAGAUCAAGGUGAAAAUGGUGUGGUGACCUGCACUGUGGUGGGCGAUGUGCCUUUCCAGCUCAAGCCAGCCAGCGAGGGUGAAGGGGAGCCGCAGAACAAGCGCAAGUAUUUCCUCCACACCUCGGCCCCUUUGGACUACGAGGCUGUCCGCGACUACAACGUGGUUAUUGUGGCUGUGGACUCAGGCAGCCCUAGCUUGUCCAGCAACAACUCCUUGCUAGUGCGUGUUGGGGACACGAAUGACAAUCCUCCUGUGUUCAGCCAGGCUGUGCUGGAGGUCUCCUUCCCAGAGAAUAAUUUGCCUGGUGAGAGGGUGGCCACGGUGGUUGCUACAGAUGCAGACAGUGGCAAGAACGCUGAGAUAACCUACUCCCUGGAGGCUUCACCCCUCUCCUCGGAGGCGCCAGGCAGCAUCUUCAGCAUCGACCCUGACUCCGGGGAUGUGUCAGUGCAGGCAGUGCUGGACCGCGAGCAACGUGACACCUAUGAGUUCCAAGUGACAGCCCGGGACAAAGGGGUGCCGUCGUUGCAGGGCUCCACCACGGUGGUGGUUCGGGUGGCGGAUCGCAAUGACAACGAACCACGCUUCAUGCAGGAUGUGUUCACUUUCUAUGUGAAGGAGAACUUGCAGCCCAACAGUCCUGUGGGCAUGGUGACUGUGAUGGACUUCGACAAGGGCCACAAUGCUGAGCUCAGUCUCUUCAUCCAGCCCAGUGACCACGACCAGGCAGCUGGCAUCUUCUCCAUCGAGAAUGACACUGGAACCAUUUUCUCCACUGUCUCUUUCGACCGGGAGCAGCAGACCAGCUAUACUUUUAAGGUGAAGGCAGUGGACGGAGGUGAGCCACCACGCUCAGCCACCGCCACUGUGUCUCUCUUUGUGAUGGAUGAGAAUGACAAUGCACCCACGGUCACCUUCCCCAGCAACAGCUCCUACACUGUGCUGCCACCGUCCAGCAACAUGCGCACUGUGGUAGCCACAGUGGUUGCCACUGAUGCCGACACCGGUCUCAACGCUGACCUCAACUACAGCAUUGUCGGAGGUAACCCUUUCAAACUCUUCGAGAUUGACCCGGCCAGUGGUGUGGUGUCACUGGUGGGCAAGCUGGCUCCCAAGCACUAUGGCCUGCACCGCCUUGUGGUGCAGGUGAACGACAGUGGGCAGCCGCCCCAGUCCACCACUGCCCUGCUCCAUGUCUUUGUCAACGAGAGCCUGUCCAAUGCCACUGUGGUGGAGAGCCAGGUGGCCCGCAGCCUCCACACACCCCUGGCUCAAGACAUCGCUGGCGACCCUAGCUAUGAGCUGAGCAAGCAGCGGCUUAGCAUUGUCAUUGGCGUGGUGGCUGGCAUCAUGACUGUCAUUCUCCUCAUCCUGGUGGUGGUUAUGGCCCGGUACUGCCGCUCCAAGGGCAAACACGGCUAUGAGGCCGGCAAGAAGGACCACGAGGAUUUCUUUACCCCACAGCAGCACGACAAGGCCAAGAAGCCCAAGAAGGACAAGAAAGGCAAGAAGGGCAAACAGCCCCUCUACAGCAGCAUCGUCACUGUGGAGGCUUCCAAGCCCAAUGGGCAGCGCUACGACAGUGUCAACGAGAAGCUCUCGGACAGCCCCGGCAUGGGACGGUACCGUUCGGUCAAUGGCGGCCCGGGCAGCCCCGACCUGGCCAGGCACUACAAGUCCAGCUCGCCGCUACCCACCGUCCAGCUGCACCCGCAGUCCCCCACAGCCGGCAAAAAGCACCAGGCCGUGCAGGACCUGCCCCCGGCCAACACCUUUGUGGGCGCCGGCGACAACAUCUCCAUCGGGUCGGACCACUGCUCCGAGUACAGCUGCCAGGCCAGCGGCAAGUACAGCAAGCAGCCGUUUCGUAGAGUGACGUUUUCUGUUGUGAGUCAGCCUCAGGACCCACAUCAAGGGUCAUUGCAGAGUUGCUAUGACAGCGGUCUGGAGGAGUCAGAAACACCAAGCAGUAAGAGUUCGUCAGGGCCAAGACUGGGUGCCCUUCCACUCCCAGAGGACAACUACGAAAGGACUACGCCGGAUGGCAGUGUUGGUGAGGCAGAGCAUAUGGAAAAUGGCCUGGCCUCCUACAAACAAUUCCAAACUUCAGGAAGAGAUUCAAGGCCUCUACCAGAUGUAGCCCUGACAGGGAAGUGUACCCGAGAGUGUGAUGAAUACGGCCACUCGGACUCCUGCUGGAUGCCAGUUCGCACUUCUCCUGAAAGAAAGCAGAAGAGCCAGCCAAAACUCUCCACUUUCAUGCCUGUCGAUGAACGGGGAAGUCAGGAAAAGCUGGCCAAUGGAGAAGCCUCCAUCAUGGGUGAUCGCAACAGAAACCUCCUUAAUAAAAAGUUGACCUCAUCCUAUGAGACCUUCAGUGCGGCUAGUUUCAACAAAAAUGAAGAAGGCAAUCCAGAGGAUAUUCCCCUUACACAAACAGGGGAAUACAAGCCAUCCCCUGUCAAUACUCUAACUAGAAGAGAAGUUUACCUGUAGGCUAAAAAGCAUCAAGAAAGUUCUUUCAUAUUAUAAGAAAGAAAAGGGGCAAAAGUCUUAAAAUUGAAACAAUUUUAACAAAAAUAUAAGAAACAAAAAAGAGGGGGCCACCAAAGAGACAAAACAUCUGCCCACCACUUCUGACUCCAUAACAGGCAUUUAAUAAUACUGCCUGCCUAACUAUACUGUACGAUGUAGAAAACGUUGUUAUUUGCAUGUGUAAUUCCCUUUCACUGAUUUUUAUUUUCCUAAGUCUAUGGUUGCAAAUUCUUCCAUAGUAAUGAGCUUGAUUAAAAAGAACACAACAUACUGUUAUUUCCCUUCUGCAGAAGCAUGAGUAAAACCACUUAUUUUGUUUGAUCGUCACCUGGCUUGUUGAGGAUAACAGGUCAGGGAAAAUGUAUUCAAAACAUAUCAUCUGAAUAUUGCUGAUCCCCACCAGGGACAAUCCUUCAGAAACUAUACAAAUAUAGAGACAAGUAUAAAGGAAUAAUCAUUAAUAGGCACUUUGUGAAGACCACAGCUUUAAUAUUCUCACCUCUUAUCUGAGGCUGGAAGCAACAGAAAUACUUUCAGCCUGAGACUGCAGUCAAAAACUUGGCACACUUUCCUAUGAUUCAUGAACUCUGGUUCUGUUUUAUCCAUAGAACAAAUGUGUUCUUGCUGGGUCUCUUUUCCUCCUCUCUUGUUCUCUGUAGUGAUGACUUCAACAUAAACACAAUUAGUAACACAUAUACUAUAGGAUAGCAAUGAUAAACUGUUGAAAUCAUUAUUUUGGGCAAAAUUAACAUCUAGCUGGGAAGAUGGUAAUGACAAAAAGGCCAAAGAUCACACAAUGGAUCAGGGGAACUGCUAAGUAUUGGGGCUUGGCUUAGAAAAUGAAUAUAUUCACAAAUACACACAUGUACUCAUAACACACCUUUAGUUACAUUUUGCACAGCAGUACAGUUCACAAGCCCAGAUGACACAAUGUUUUUAUUUCCAGUGUGGUUCAGUUGAAUGCCCAAAGGAACUGAUGUGGGGUUUCUUUGUAAUGACAUGAUAUGUUGCAGCAGGUGCUGCGUAUGAUAUGCUGCAUAUGCCAGUUCCAGGGAAUUUUUAAGAUCAAAAUUAAAAAGUAGUAGAAAUAGAAGAAGGCUGUGUUAAUGAGAAUGCUUGGUGGGAUGAAAAAGGUGGACAAUGGGAUGAUGCAGUGACAAGAGAGUAUCACAAGUCAAACACAAAACCUUCUUUUCAGAAUGCAAGGAAUGUUUGCUAAGUCUUCUGUCAUCAAUGUUGCAGAUUACCAAUUACUUCAAUUAUGUCAAAGAUGUAAUACAGGUAUUCUUGAAACACAAGUGCAUUUAAACCAAGAGAAGUGCAAUACUAAAUGAUGUCAAGACUUGGAACAUUUAGUCUAGGUAGAAAAUGGUCUGUUGAACAGUGGUAUGAUACUCUCAUAGCAGAUCAAGACGAGUCAAAAGGAGUACAAGCUACCGUGAUAUGCAAGAGCUCUGGGCUUGUGAGCGCUUCUUGAAAGGAAGAGGAAUUGAAACAGGUUUUUGUGCAAUAAAAGCAACAAAACAUACAGGACUUCAACCAGUUGAUUUGUAGCUGAUGCUGGAGUAAUAAUAACAGACUGAACUCAGGCAUUCAGAAAGUGACAACUGAGCAUCACAGCAAGGACAUCUUGAGAAAGGGGAAAGCAUUCAAAUCCCUGGCUGUUUAGCCUGGCAUUAAGGCAUGGAUAGAUGGCUCUCUAGUAUACUGUAGUCAUAAUGUAGCUUUGGGUAGCUUCUUGCUUUGAAGAAUUGCAUAGAAAUAACUUUAAAGAACCUAAAGUAGAGGUUGGUAAAUCAAUACAACUCAUUGCAUUUAUCUUUUAAAUUCACUUUUCCAUAUAGUGAGAUGUGCCAGUAUUGGCCAUUUUGUUCUUCUCUCUCAAGUUUGCUUUCCUCAAGUAACAUUAGUUUGUGUAAAUCAGUUAAGAUGAAUGGGCACAUUUUAGAAAGAAAAUAUUAAAAUCAAAGAUUAAUAAUGAUUGAACAUUUUUAUGUUUAGUUAUUUAAGUAAUAUGGAGAGAUGCAAACUAGUACUUUGUAUGAGACUGCAUACAGCAGUUACUGCUUUGUAUAAUCUGUAAGUACCUGUUUAAAAAUGCUUCUAAAAAUGCUUAUGUAAUAUAUACACAUUUUUCUUGCACGUUUCAACAAAAUACAAAAUUGCAUAACACAAAUGUUCAACAAAAUUUCCUUUAAUAAGAUUUUAUUUAAUAUUAGACACUCAGAGAAAAAAAAUUAGGUAGCUUUGUUCCGUAUGUUCUUAGACCCUUUUUCUACAAGGCUAAUAAUACAGGUCAUAGAAGACCUUCAAAUUAAAUGGAUCAGCAGUCACUCCAAUUUUUGCACCACAAAAAACCAGUCAUUAAAAUUCUUUACUUGUGUGCAUCUCCUUAGAUCUAAAGUGGGUGUGAAAGAAUUUGUUUAAAAUUCUAUCUACUGUAAGUAUUCACAGUAAUUCUAGUGGAACUAGCCACUAUUAAUACGCUGAUUACUCUUCUGACCUGGCAUGACACACAAAUAUAUUUUGUGUUUGUAUUUUUCCUCUUUCUUUGAAAUAG
Messenger RNA from Cuculus canorus (common cuckoo), 6446 nucleotides. It is a transcript of the gene PCDH7, whose product is annotated as protocadherin 7. The record is from RefSeq and is a predicted model, not a curated record. Gene Ontology annotation, molecular function: calcium ion binding. The transcript is spliced from 4 exons. Gene Ontology annotation, biological process: homophilic cell-cell adhesion. Gene Ontology annotation, cellular component: plasma membrane. NCBI's taxonomy places the organism in Eukaryota, Metazoa, Chordata, Aves, Cuculiformes, Cuculidae. Bases 35 to 3847 code for a protein of 1270 amino acids.